AUGGCGGUGCACCGACGGCUGGCAGAGCGACAAUCAUCCAGCCCCGUCUCCGCUUCCCGCCACGUUCCCGGACUGGAUGUUGUUAAAUGCGAUGAGGUUCAUCCACAAUGCAAUCAAUGCGCACGGCUUGGCCAUGUUUGUGACUAUCAGCCGCGAUUGUGUUUCAGAGACGACACUCGUCGGGUUAUGGAGCGCAUGGCCGACGUCAAGACUAAAGGAAAUGUUGUUUGGGACCCAGCCAAAACAUCGCACAGGAGAGAGCACAUCGCGGCUUCGGAAUCGUUCCCUUACGAUCUACUUCCCGAUUUCUCGAGGCUCAAAUCAGACGAAGACCGGGAGAAAAAAGCACAGGGAUCAGCGCCAGGGACGUAUCAUGUUGUUGUGGUACCAGAAAGCUUUGCGCGCCUCCCGGAAUACUCAGAGGAUACCCUUGAAACUGUGCCUAGCAACCCGUACUCGAGUCCGCUCUCCGAGUACAGUAGCUACGAUCCCAUGGACGACGUCACUACGUCUGAGGACCCCAAUGUGGUGUUCCUCAAUCAAUUCAGAGAUUCCAGAAAGCAAGCAUAUCACAGCCGUCGGAGCUAUACGCAGUCUCCGGAGUCUGACCUACCAUCCGUCCCAAACACGAUGAUGUAUACUCCUUUGCAGGAUAUCUCAGAGGAUCAGGUAUCUGAGUCCGUCGAUCCUGAAACUUACGACAUGGCGCUUCUUGAUCAAUUCCAGAAUAUUGUGUGGAUGCAAUUGAUCCCUGGGGGCCACGGCUACUUGGAGGCGAACAUGUUUGAGCAAGAGGCUUCCAAUUUCCCUCCAGUGGGUGGUGCCGAGUGCUUUGCUUGGGUUGCAUGA
Aspergillus mulundensis is the source of this 849-nucleotide messenger RNA. RefSeq lists its product as uncharacterized. The transcript has 4 exons. Gene Ontology annotation, biological process: regulation of DNA-templated transcription. Bases 1 to 849 code for a protein of 282 amino acids. NCBI's taxonomy places the organism in Eukaryota, Fungi, Ascomycota, Eurotiomycetes, Eurotiales, Aspergillaceae. The record is from RefSeq and is a predicted model, not a curated record. Gene Ontology annotation, molecular function: DNA-binding transcription factor activity, RNA polymerase II-specific; zinc ion binding.